Solenopsis invicta (red fire ant) is the source of this 10173-nucleotide messenger RNA. Its product is annotated as LHFPL tetraspan subfamily member 6 protein. Bases 1493 to 2050 code for a protein of 185 amino acids. Gene Ontology annotation, cellular component: membrane. The record is from RefSeq and is a predicted model, not a curated record. The transcript is spliced from 6 exons. Lineage: Eukaryota; Metazoa; Arthropoda; Insecta; Hymenoptera; Formicidae.
ACGCCGCCGAGUGUGGAGAACGGUACCGUUCAGUCGCAGCCACGAAGCGGCGCCGCGCGCGGCGACGACGACGACGGAAGACGGCUAACAUUCGCGCACGUUAUAUUCUUUCGUCGUCGGUCGUCUAGUCUCUCUAGUUCGUUCGAGAAAGAGCUGUCAUCGAGAUCCAGGCUAAAAUUUCAUUUUAACCGGAGGAACGUCAUUGACCUGGACAUCAGCUACCCGCCUCGUCAUUUCCUCGACAUCUUUCGUACCGCGGAUGUGAGAGUGGCGCCCGGUUUCGAAAUGAAACGUCUCGGAUGAUAAGAAUACUUCACUCUAAGCGAGUGCUUCGCUUAUCGGGAGCGUGGUGGAGAACGAGCACCGCAGUGAAGCUGCGACAGUGGUCGGAUCUAUAAUUAACUGUGGAGGAAGCGUCUGGCAGCGGGACAAAGUAUCAUCUCUGCAAGAACCUAAGUCUAUGGAUUCUUGCUGGAAAAUUCUCUGGUGGACUCUCAAUAAAUUAGCAACGCAAUAUUGGAAAAACGAAGGAUGCGACUUGCACAUCACGAAUCUCUUCUGUCAGGCGUUUUCUAAUAAGCGUUGCGUCUUAAAUAAUUUAAGAGAUUCAAUGAUCGUAAAUAUAAUGUAGUAACUUUGAAAAAAAAAUCUUUGAAACUUGGGAAAGGGUAUCAUCAACAAGCGGUGUUGAUAAGUCCAAUGGAAUAAACUUCUUGAAGGUGAAUAGCAGUUGUGACGUGAAAACGAAGUGGAUUGGCCACGAAACUCAAAGCAGUGAAUGAACUGUGCGAUCGUUUGAAACUUUUUUUUUAUUGGUUUCCCCGCGCGUUAAUAAGAAAUCGCGUUCCCGCUUCAUCGUCACUCGGCGUGAAUUUUGCGGCGUGAGGCACGUUGCAGAGCGGGAAUCGGAAUUACUCGCGUGAUUCAUUUCGGAGAAGUGAUAUUCUGAGCGACACCUCGGUCACGUUUUACAAGCGCAGUAAUUCCUCGCGGAAGCUGAGUUAACGACUCCGCGUGCGGCGAGACUACAUCGAAAAACGACGACGACGACGGCGACCGGAUGAUCAAGAGGGGAUGAUUAAAGCACUCGAAUGCUCAAACCUGAGAGAGAGCGCGUCGCUGGGCACGUCCUGAUCCGCGAGGAGGUCGAUCGAUCCCAAAAUUAACGCGCCGCGAGUGUCAAACGAGCCGCGACAGGAACAUCAAUACCCUAAUAAAUGUCACUCGCACGAUCGAUCGGCGCCUUUUGCCAGCCAUGACGUAAAGAGAGAGCGAUUUAACAGCGACGAGGGUCAACGCUGUCGAGAGCGAGCUGCUGUCGGGAUCGGCUGUCCACGAUCGUAUGCAGGUACGGGAUCUCCUGUGCGGGUGCGCCCAAGUUCGUGAUCCUGACACCGCUUAGGGGGAGGUGGUGGUCCCCGGCAGUUAUGCACGGAUGGUGGAUGAACUGCGAUGCGUGAGGGAGAGAGGCGGACGCUCCUAAACCGAUGAGAUGACAGUGCUGUGCGUGUUGUGGGCUACUCUGUCCACUGUGGCCUCGAUCUUGGCGUGCUCUGGUUUUUACCUGCCUUAUUGGAUUCAGGGACGAUUGCUGGGUAAGGCGGACGCGUACUUCAGUUCCUUUCGACGUUGCAACUAUCCGCGAAUCAGGGCGCCCAACGCCACGCCUGAGAUAGUUUACGAGUGUGCGAGGUACUCCAGUUUUUGGGAUAUACCGAGUGCUUGGUGGCAAGCGAGCACAGUCACGAUGGGAAUUGGCGUCGCAAUCGCAGUAAUCGGUGCUCUGACGCUUCUGGCAGCGGCGUCGUCAUUCCUCCCGCAUAUUCUCAGGACGCCAAAGCACACGAGAAUCCUUGGCUCCUUACAAUUGCUCGCUGCAGCGAUGAUAUGCGGCGGUCUGGUCAUGUAUCCGAUAGGCUGGGAUAAUGGGGAGGUACGCGAAUCCUGCGGGAAAGGGGCCAACGUUUACAAUCUCGGUGACAAGCAAUCCCAGGGAAAUGCUCGGUGUCCUGGUCGAGUCACUUGCUGGUCGGCUCGGUGGCCUUACUGAUGCUGUGCUUCGGCCUGAGCUUCUGCGCGGCGCGACACAAGCCCGACGCGAACCCGCAUACGGAUCCCCUGCGCAUUUGACAAUCGAGGUACUCCCAGUCGAUACAUGCCUACGCCUCGCCGAAGACGACCACGCUCUCCAUCGUCACGGUCUGUUGAUCACGCGCGCCUGUUGCGUGCACGCGCCAUGCGUACGUGAGUACGCGACACACGCGGUCCGCGAAACCGGACCUGGCAUACAUGUGUCAUCGCGUCCCCGAAUUCCGCGCAUUGUGGAAUCUCGCGCGCGUUACGGCAUGCACGAAUCGUCCUGUCAUCGCGCGUGCACCACGACGUAUGUUACGUGCAGUAUUUUUUCAAGUUGGCGAGCGAGCAUGUUUGCGACGCAAUUUUUAACGUACCACGAAUCUUCGUGUAAUAUUUUAUAAUAUGAGCAUUGCGACUUAAAAUAGCAUUCGACACACGAAACGAUCGACGAUUGAAAUUAACGGGAUAGGUACGAAAGGAUAUUAAUCUUUGGCUCGUCCUCCUCGUCGUAACGACUACUAUCUAAACUCUAUGAACAGGCGUGUCCCUCCGGAGAUGCGUAAAGUUUAAGAUACUCUCCGCUAUCUCUCGAGCAACACACUUGAUACAUCGAGAUUUCGGAAUCACGUCCAAGAGAUCUGCGGAUCUCGGGGAGAUUGAUUAAACUUUUGACAGGUUAACGCGCGCGUACCUACCACCCUUUUUAUCCUCGAAAGUAAAUCCCGCGUAUCUGUACAUAGCCCGCAACCUGCAUAUGUACGUAUGUAUAUACACGCUAGAAUGAAUCCUAUAGUCCUGUCUCGCGUGGCAGACGGUUCGAGAGAGCCGCGCCACGGUAUUUCCAAUUCCGUGCCGUAGUAAGCCCCUGGCUGGGAGCGACGAAGCAAUUGGCAAUUCGCCUCGACGGGACUUUCAGCACUUUCAAUUCGCACAGGGAGCUCGCUUGCCGGGCGAAUACACAGGGUGACUGCUGGAAAGGAGCGGGAGAGACGGACAUACCUUUCCUCAUCCUCCUCCCGGUAUCGAGAGGGUCCGCAUUCAGAUGCGCCGUAACGAUCACGACGUGGCGCGGCGCGGCCCAUCCAAAGCGGGCUGCUGCUGCUGCUGCUCCACGCUCCUCUCGAGGACCGGGGAAUCACUGUGUUUCCCACGGUCCGAAAACCUUUCGGAUAUAUCGAUCGCGUGAAGGCGUGCAGAACGCUUCAGCUCUCCAGAGAUUUGCACGUUCCUCUUAUUUAUCCUCGUCUCUCGGAUUCUCCCCUCAAGACGCUAUUUCCUUGGUCGAAGUAAUGCGCUGGCUCAAGCGUGAGUGUCGGUUUAGCGUUUCUCUUAAAAUUUAUUUGGAUCUACGAUUCCAGAUUUUAUUUCUGGCUAUUUUCCCUAUGUUAUUUUCCGUAUUCUGCUUUUCCUCCUGUCGAUCCCUUUACGAAAAAUCUUCUCCUUGAUAAUUUUCUCUUAAAUAACGAAAAACUUGUAUUGCGCGCAAAAGAAAGACUAUUCGUCGACACUAUUUACACUUUAUCGGACGGCGAGCGAUUGUCCAUAUUGAAUUGCGCGAGCGUUGAGAAAAUUGGGUUUAAGUUGGGAAAGCGGGCGGAGAAUUUAAGCGAGUGGCGAAAUCCGCGUAAUUAAAAGAUAAAAGGAUCAGAGAGAAAGUCCGAGUUCUGGGGUAGCUGCGGGUAGUAGUUUAUUUGUAUCGCGGCUCCUAUCUAAACUGUCCACGAACCUUCCACUUUGUUCUCUUUUUCAAACCAAGAGAUCAGAAAAUUAAAUUGACUAGUUGAAUCGAGAGAAAUAUUUUCAUUUAAUAUUUGAUAUUCUUGUUUAUCUCGCGAGCGUAGCGUGACGUUUAUGUGCAGAAUAAUAAGCGAGAAGCUGCUUUUAUUCGUAUUUCUCGUCACUUUGGAAAAUUCGCGAGCAAAUUAAUCCGUAGUUUCAUUAAGCAAAAACAUCUGGCAAUUCGGUCGCGAAUCACGCUGCAACUCGCGUGCGCAUACUUGCGUGAAUAUCGAGCCAUUCUGUAGAGUUGCCAGGUAAAAAAUAGCCCGCGGUUAUACCUGUGCGAUAUAAAAAAACGUAAUAUUCGGAGAGCGUAUGUAAGCAAGAUGUGUAUGUGUUAGCCCCGGUGAAAUUCGCAAUUGCGGGCGCGGUUGAAUUUCACGUGCUGACGGAACGGCGCGCACAAACGAUGGCCGCGCGUUAUUCGGUGAAGGCACCGCUAUUGGCCGGAUAAAAAUCCAAGCUGAACAAACACGCCGGAGCACGCUCCGCUCGCGCGAGUUCUCCACGCACCGCUUACUUCUUGCAUCGGAUUAAUCGGGGCUUUUUUCGGGCCGCGCACCCACGCACACACACUUGCGUGCGUGCGUAUUGUACCGCAUGAAAUAAACGGACUCACUCUGCUUCCUCCACUGUCGCGCCGCGUCUGAUAAAAAUCGUUUCAUCGUGAAUAAAAGAACCCGCAGUGAUAUGGUUACCAUUCUCUCCUUCUCCCUCUCUCUCUCUCUUUCUCUCUUCCAUUAGUGCGUUCGAAAUAUUCUGACCAUGGAAAUCGUAGAGAAUUCCAAAAAUACGUCGGUUACUCGUUAUUGACGCGAAACCAAGCCACGCCACGGCUUUCCCCGAUCACGAGAAUUGCGCGACACUCCACCGAAGGUGUCAGAAAACUACUGAAAGCUUUUUGCGUUAUCUACUUCGCGUACUUCAAUCUGGAUUUAGUACUCGUCGAAGCGCGCACAUCCUCAUAGCUUUACUGAAAUCUACAAAUUCUGAUGGAAGCCGCCUUCUCAAAAUACGAGUAAAAGCUUCCGAUUCAAAUAUCAUAUCACGCAUUAUCAAUGACAAAUUUUAAUUGUACGAGUAUUAAUAUAAUUGAAAGCUGGUUUAGUUAACCUCUUUUGAAACUUUUUUUUCGGCGCCCGUCUGACACGCGUCUUUAUUCUCUUAUUUUCCAAAAAGACUGUAAGACUUUCAGCAACUUCCGCAUCUCUCGAGCCUCUAACUCAAUUCACUCGUUAACUCGUGAUUCGCUCACGGUACUCUACUAGAUCCACUACACCGUGUUCUUCUCUCGAGCUGCAACUUUAGGCUUCCACCGAAGAGAAGUACAGUCCCCCGAGCGGAACUUAGCGGGAAAGAAGAGAGAGAGAGAGAGAGAGAGAGAGAGAGAAAGAAGGUGAAGGAAACGAACCACCGGUUCCGGAUCUAUCGAUCGAUGGGGUUGGUUUGCGCGCUAGUAGAGCGGACGUUCUGUUCGUUCCCUCGAGAAACUUUCGCGGUAAAACCUCUCCCGUUCGCGUGCGCGCAUUCUCUAACAUUCGUUCCGUUCUUUUUCCUCGCUCGUUCUCCUCCCCACACACGCGAUCCUUCCCUCUUCCAUCUUUCGCUUACGCGCUUCCACAACGCCGCUUUCCCGAUUCCACUUUGCCUCUUAUCGACUUCCGCCCUUCCUUCCUAAACCUAAGGACUCGCCCCGGCCAUUUCUCUCGCGACCGGCCGACACCACCGACCGCCGAAGGUGGGGAAAAGAGAUAGCCGGAAAAGCGAGUUCGUUCUCGUGACUAAUUGAGCUAUCGGUUCGCCAGCGAGAGAGAUACGAGGGGUACGGAGGAAAACGAUUCGGGAACACGAGGAACGUCUCGGCGAGCCAACUGUUGUUGCCCUCUCUCUCUCCUUAUAGUCCUUAUGUGUUUUCGUUCGCACGACUCCACGAGCACUUACCGUGCGGCCGAACAGAGCCAUUUCGUUGUCUCUAUAAACGUACCGUUUCUGCAACCAGUUACUUGGCUGUCCUUAGGGAGGGCACGAGGGCCGCGCGAGAGCAAAUUCCUGCGCCAGUUUAUUCUCUCUCCGAUCUUCUGCUUAAUCUUAAUUUCACCGCGACUUUUACCACCCUCCAUAAUUCGGUUUCUUGGGCAAGAGGCAAGAAGUGAGAACGAUAGACUACACUUCACUUAAGAUAUUAGCAAGAACUUUAUGCCCAAUAUACAUUUAUUCGUUUUUACGACGGUGGAAAUACAGACGAUAACCAGAUCAGAUAAAGAGACAUAUCCGAGUCAUUCCCUUCGUUUAAUCUCGAUGAGCCUCAGUUUUAUUGUAUGUGGACAAUGGAUAAAAAUAAAAAAAAUAUUUUUUUAUAAAUACUCAAUCGCACGUUAAGAUGAAAAAUCACUUUAAAACAAAAUCGAUUAUCGUUGCGAGUAAAUACUGUCAAAUGAUAAAAGAUAUGAAAAUUAUUUCAGAUAAUAUUUCGAAUGUUCGGCCUCAAUUUUCACAUUUUUUUUAAAACAAUUUUUUAAAUGAUUAAAUGUUUUCUAAAAAUAGCUUAGAAAAUAGUUUAGAAAAAUAAAUUAAAAACAUACAAAUCUUAUACAUAUUUUAUGUUGUUCGCUACACGAUAAUUUUCCUUUGUAAUAAAUCAUAUAAUGCAAAAUAGUAUGAAAGCAAAUAUGACUGUUAAAUGAUUUCUGUGAAAUAAUAAUCUGUUUGUUAAAAUACUAAGGUAAAUUAUUUUUGAUGAGAUAUAAAAAAUUGCAAAAACAGAUGCAGAAAGUUAAAUAGAUAUACUGACGCAGUGGCAAAGUUAUAUUUGCAACUGCAUGCAUUGUACAUAAGCAUUGUAACGAGACCGUCGUAUCAAUUUUCCAAUAAAAUUUAUUUUCAGAGUAAAAUAACAAAGUUAUAUUUUAGUAUAAAAUAUAAUCACGUACAAAAGAGAGAGAGAAAGAAAACUGUAGAAGAAAUAAAAGAAAAAAGUUAAGAUUUGAUUAAUGCGAUUACAAGUAAUUCACAAGACAAUAUACCGGGAAAUGUCAAUUUUUGUCGUGAAAAAGAAACUUUGCCAACUUGAACGAUUUCGAUGUCUCUACUGUUCCCAAAGUUUCCGUUAUGAGUCUCGUGGUUGCGAAACAACAGUUUAGAGCGGUUUCCUGGAGCAAUCUAGACGUCUUUUAUCGUGACGAUUACGGGGUUUUCCGCGAUUCCUUUUUCGUCGCGUUCUUUAGAAAAAGCCUUCUAACGUUAUAAAUCAAAUCGAAAGAUAUUUGAAGAUUAUCAAUUAAAUUAUAAUACUAACUUUGGAAAACGUGUUCUUUUCAAAGAAACCUUAUAAAUUCAUGUAAUGUUAAUUAAUAAAAUAAAUACAAUGUAUUUAUAUAUAUAUCUUAAAAAUUUAAAGUUCUCGAAGCAACACUCAACGUUCGUAGUAAAAGAAUCUAUUUAUAUGUGUUUAAAUAUUUUAUUUUGCGUUUCCGUUUCUAUUUUAAUCGAAUCUACACUCGUAUCCUAUUACCUUUGGCAUCUUACCAAAGCAUCCGUCUCUUUAAUUUUUUCUGUUCACAUGAUAAAAUAUAUAUAAAAUAGUAAUAUAACAAAACUGAAUGUCUAUAUAAAUAUAUAACAAACAAAAUUAUACAAAAUGUAACAAGAUCUCCAAAAUUUAUAAAAUGCAAAACAAUGCAAAUAAAUAGAAUUAAUUAGAUUGAAACUGCUACAUAUCUUGUAAAAAAAUAUAGCAAAGAGAUUGCAAAUAUAUUCAUCUUUGGUUUAUUUCUUAGGACUUAUUAGGUUUUGAGAAAAAGUGCAAAAUUGUAAAAUUUACGUGUAGCAACAUUAUCUUGAUUAAGCUGCUCAUUUUAAAAAACAGACGGAAGUGGAGAAGAAGUUAGUUUCGAAGAAUUAAAAUUCCUACGAUAUACGAUUGAGUACUUAAAAAAAUAUUUUGAUUAUUUUAGAUCACGAUUGCAUGUUCCAUUUAACGUUGCUUGCUAAUCAGAAUUCUAUUCUUCAAUUAUAAUGGUCACAACUCGAACUGUUUGGCUACAGGAUCGCGAGAGUCGCAUGUUAAUUCAUCUUUGUGAAGAGCAAUGUGCCCUUUGAUUAGCUCCUGCCUGUGAUCGAACAGCGUAAAGCUUUCCCGUUAAUUUGACACUUUCGAUGCGCGAUCCAAUAAUGAGGAAUACUGUUUGACGGUAUUUCCCAGGCAUUGGGUAAUCAGCACGAGAUUGUGAUUAAUCCUGUUGAAUUGCCGUCGGCUUCGUAAAACGAUUAUCAUUGUCGGCAAUAAGGCGACGAUUAAUCGAUCGGUACUUAUCCACCGUAUCCUUAAUCCUUUAUUCAUUUUCCUCGUGGUGGCCAGAAAGGCAAUUGUCAGUCUGUGUUAUAUUACGGCCGUAAUAAUUUCGACAGCUCGGGAGCGGUGAAAAAUAUGAGAUAUUGGACGCGUCGGGGAGCUAUUGAACGAGCGGAGAAUAUCCGAGGACGAGGAUAAGAUUUCUCUAGGGUCAUUUUUCUCUGUUUCCCUCUGUCUACUAAAUCUGCUAAGUGACGAUCGAUAUAUCUGGGCAACGGACGUACACGUGAAAUCAAUGGUUAUGCAAAUUAUGACAGCAUAAUCUAUCGUGCUUCCCAAAUGUCGUUGUAUAUACAUUUUUCAUUCUCGACCAUAUUUUACCAGAAUCGGUGUACCGAAUAUUAAUUAUAUUGACGUAUCAUCAUCUAUCGCGCGCGCGACUUUGUAUCGGAAUUACCAUAGGACCAUACUAAUCCACUCGGUACAUCGUAAAAAUGUUAAUGUAAAUACGAACUUUCUCGAGGAGACCAUCGUUGUUACCAUCCAUCGUUUUGUAUAAAAAAAAAAAAAUGUACGUUAGGAUGUAAACAAGCAUUAUAGCAUCGUAAAGUGUUUUACGAUAUUCACGUAGAAGCACGUUGCACAAAAUAAUAUGUGAUGUCGAUAUCAUCGUGCCAUUCGAUUAACCAGUAGUUUGGUAAACAAAGGGAUUAUAUAUGCAUAUAUGUGGGUAUAUAAAUUUUCCAUUUAGAAUAAUAAACAUCAUGUUUACUUUAAGUUCAAUAUUAAAUAAUGAAUAUGGGAUACGUAAUGUUCGUGCAUCAAAUGUAUAUACAUCUUUCUUCUAAUAUGACAUGUAUUAAUUUCCUAUACAAAUCCAUCAUUAUUUUGUAUAGCGUGCUUCACACUUCGGGCUCCUAUUGUUACAAUCAAUACGCGCCAGCGUCACAAUGGUUAAAAUAGUCAUUUCCUUAAUGUAUAUUAAAUGCGCGUGUACUAGCUGCUGAAAUGUAAUAACAUACGCUGUUAGCAGUGAAUUAAAUGAAAAGAGGAUCUUCCGGUUAACGAUAUUCAUUCAGAAAGAUGCGUUUUCUGAUAUAAUUAUUAAAUACUGAUUAGAGUAUCAAAACGUUUUAUUUCUUUCAACUCCAGUUUUUCCCCCCUUAGAACGAAAAGAAUGGAAUCUAUUCGUUCGAGCUUUAGAAUGCAUAAUGCUUUCACUGGAGAGGACAGAAGGAACAUGAGAAAAUUCUCUUGGAUUUAUUGAAUCUCACAAGAAAAUCCACGAAAGUGUCCCCCUGCUAUUUUGAUGAGCUUUUAACAGUCUGAAUCAAAAUAAGGGACAUGUAUUUUUUUUAUACGUGCCCUAACGCACUUUUAGGGGAUGAAACACCCCUUUAAAGAAAAACAAUUUUUUUUCUAGAAGAGAUUUAUACAUCCCUAAUGUUAGAGUUUUAUAAUUUAGACUUUAUCAAAUAAAGUUUGUGUGUAACUUUUGUAAUAUGUCGCAACAUCAAACGCACAAUUUAUUCAUUUAACAGAAAUACAUAAUUGGACUUCAUCGAUUAAAUCGCAGCGAAUUGAUUGUAUAAAAUAUUUUAAAAUCUGUGACUCGUAUGUGUGUAUGUGUUUCCGCGUGUCCACGUGUGUGUACAUAUGCGUGAAAGGCAAAGAAGCGUGACGAGCGUACAUUUAGUUAAAGCUCGGCUAAAAAAAGUAUGCACAUAUGUAUUCAACGUAAAAAUAAAUAAAUGAUGUUUGAUAUGAAAUAUCCGACACACAAUUAACGAAGUCAUUCGAACGUUUUCAUUUUCGUAACUAAUUACGAAAACCUGCGUGAGGCUGCAGUAUGUAAUUUUACAAUAUAGAAUAUAUUAUCGCAGAACUGGCCCUCUCUCGUACUGUCAUCCAUGACCGUUUCCUCAUGUAAACGACAAUUGUGUACAUACCAUUAUAUGUAUUCAUCUAAUGUAAAUGUUACGUAUAUUAAUAUAUUUUAUAAUAAAAAGGAAGUAAAUAAAAAAAAA